This is a messenger RNA of Mytilinidion resinicola, 828 nucleotides long. RefSeq lists its product as uncharacterized. NCBI's taxonomy places the organism in Eukaryota, Fungi, Ascomycota, Dothideomycetes, Mytilinidiales, Mytilinidiaceae. The record is from RefSeq and is a predicted model, not a curated record. The transcript has a single exon. Bases 58 to 828 code for a protein of 256 amino acids.
CACCAUCUUCUGGCGCACACAAAACUUGCAUCUGGCUCGUGCCUAUCUUGUCCCGGCAUGGCAGUCUCUCGAGGCCCCAAGAAGGCUGCGCGGUGCUCACGCAAGCCGCGCACAAAAAAGUCUGAUCCGGACAAAACCUACAAAGGUCGAAUAUCAAAAAAGACUCCUCCGGGUGGCAGCGCAAUCCAAGCGGUUUCUCGAUCCAAUCCUGCGCGGGCAUGCCGACACGGAUUCGUGAAGUUCAAGGACCUGCUUGCAGAGCUCCGAGAGCAAGUUUACAGCCAUGUGUUGAAGCCCCAUGGCGGCAACAUGGUUAGGGCCGCCAAGGCCGAGCCAGCUGAUACCAACGGACCGUUCGCGCUGCUUCUUACAGACCGUCAAUUGCAUGAGGAAGCAUCCACGGUGCUCGCUCGCUACACCGUGGCCGUGAUUGAUAUGGUGGUUGAUCGAGACAGGAUGACAUGGUUUCGGAAGCACGACGUUUGCCAGAGCAAUCCAGUCAGGCUUGAUAGAGUCAGGGCCCCGGGAUAUAAGAGGACAGAGAAGCAAAUCACGGCAAACAAGGAGAAGGUAACAAUAUUUCGUCGAGUCCACUUCUCCGUCGGCUGGGCGUACCACGACACUGAACACCUCCGGUUGCAUGACCCGCUUUACCUAAAUGAACUCAAAGCCUACGUCAACAUAUGGGUCGCCAACGCUAGCGACGAUAGGAGGCGGUCAGGGACUUUGGAACUCGGGGCCGUGCUUCAUUUCUUGCUCAGAGGCCAACCAGAAUCGAAGACAUCGUUCUUCACGAAGCGACGAGAGGCUGCUAAGCAGUUGCUAUAG